GAGUGCGAUAUGUUACAGUUACCAUUACCAGGAGGAGAAACUACAGAACGUCAAUUAACAUUAACUAUUUGGGCAACAAUGGGAAAAAAGCUGGAAUUUAAACCAUUACCUGGAUUUGAUCCUGACCUUGAUAAUUUGCAAUAUUAUCGUGCUCAGCAAGAAAUUGAUUGUGAUGAAGUAUAUCCUGGAAUAUAUAUUGGCGAUGGAGCUACAGCAAAAAACAAGAAAUAUCUUAAAAUGUUAGGUAUAACACAUUUAUUGAAUGCUGCUGAAGGAAAAAGAUAUGGAUUUGUAAAUACAGAUAACAAUUACUACGCUGAUACAAUGAUAAAAUAUCUUGGCUUGCAAGUUACAGAUUUACCUUCCGCAGAUAUCAGUAAAUAUUUUUAUAUAAUAGCCAAUUUUAUUGAUGAAGCAGUAUCUACAGAAGGUAAAGUUUUUGUGCAUUGCAUGCAGGGUAUAUCUCGCAGUGCUACGUGUGUUCUCGCAUAUUUAAUGAUAAAGAAGAAUAUGUUAGCAACUGACGCUAUACAUUUAGUUCGCACAAAUCGAGAUGUUCAUCCAAAUAAUGGUUUUCUUCAACAAUUAGCAGAGUUGGAUAAUAGAUUGCGUAGACAACGUUUACAAUUACAUUGAAUAUAUGCGAAAUAUUUAGUUACAAAUGAUAAUAAUAUUAUUAUUAAAUGAUAUUGUUUUUUGAGAUAUUUGAAUAAAAAUAAAUAUACAAUAUA
Messenger RNA from Formica exsecta, 731 nucleotides. Its product is annotated as dual specificity protein phosphatase 3. Gene Ontology annotation, molecular function: protein tyrosine/serine/threonine phosphatase activity; MAP kinase phosphatase activity. Bases 10 to 636 code for a protein of 208 amino acids. The record is from RefSeq and is a predicted model, not a curated record. Gene Ontology annotation, biological process: negative regulation of MAPK cascade; protein dephosphorylation. Lineage: Eukaryota; Metazoa; Arthropoda; Insecta; Hymenoptera; Formicidae. Gene Ontology annotation, cellular component: cytoplasm. The transcript is spliced from 4 exons.